AUGGUGUGCUUGAUGUGUAUUCCUCUGACUCUUUUCAGCAAUUUCCACUACCCAACUAAAUACAGCUCCAUCGAAAACGGAGCUUGCAAGUUUUCACGAUUUGUACAGGUGCUUUAGCUUAAUCAACUUACAUGAAACUAAAACGAGGGUAGAUCGGAGCUAAUUCUUUCAUUGUGCCUAACAAUCGCCGUGUAACAUGAGAGUAACGUAAUUGUUGUUCUUGCCUCACACCUUUGCAGUAAACUUAAUAAUCAUAGAAAUAAUUGCUAGUUUUGUCAAUGAUUUAUUUUUCAUUUUUUUCUGCAGUACCUGACUCCAACCGUUUCCAUCUCUCUCCUAGCAACUAUAAGCAUUGACCGCUACAUGUCCCUGGCAAGACCUAUGGCCUCCAUUGCCUUGCGACCAAAACUUCUUACACCAUCUUGGAUGAUUGUGCUCGCGUGGCUCUACUCAAUAAUGCAAUUUACACCAACAUUUUACUUCACUGAUGUAAAACCCAUCACAGUUGAAGAAAACAAGACAGUGUAUUACUGCACCACAGUGCCAAACAAUAGUUUAUCUGGAUUGGCUUAUUUGAUGUUUCUUGCAGUGGCAUCUUUUGUGUUACCUUUGGUAACCAUGAGCAUCAUGUAUUACAAAGUCUCACGAGUUGUGUGGAGGAGACAAAGGAACCUUUCUACUUCAUCUACAAUAAGUGCAAACACCGCUCAUCUUAGUGUGUUAAUACAAUCGAGGAGAAGAGUCAUUCGCGUUUUGCUUACGGUAGUGUUGGUGUUUCUGAUAUGCUGGUCACCAUUUGUGAUCUACUGUGGUUUUCUUGAGAAAACACUUAGGGGAUUCCCUAAUCCUAUGGAUGGAACUAGACUGGCACUCUAUGGCCUGGGUCUUCUGAAUUCAAUGUGUAACUCUUUUAUUUAUUUUUUCAAUGUUGGAGGAAAAAGAACUGAUGCUUUGAAAGAUUUGUAUCUUCAGAUUUAUAGUGAAAAUAAAUCUCGGCGCUCGUCAACAAACAGUCAAGGAGGAGAGAGGAAGAGCCCUCGCAAAUUGCAACAGUUUCGACUAAAAACGAUGGACAGGGAACAUUCGGUAAAGAAUAAACUUAAAAAGAACAGUGAAAAAAAUAGAAAUAAAAUAACUGAUUUUCAAAUUCGAGAAAGCAUGGAAGAACUAUGGCAACCAUUCAGCGUAUGGCCACCAAUUGGAGAUCUUCGAGAGUCUGUUGUAGCAUUUUCCUAAAACUGAAGUCAGCAACCGUGAUUUACUGAGUGAGACUUCCAAAUCUGUGCUUUUUAUCUUUAAGGGUUUAUUUUUAGAAUAGAGGAAAUAAAAAGUGCGUUCUGUGCAUCGAUAAAAAUGAUGUACAAAACUUCCUUAGACCCUUGAGAAUGAUAAAUGGAUUGGUAUAGCCAAUGUUAGUCUAGAUUAUAGACUGGUCAGCCUUACAUAAUUGACUCUUAAGUUAUUAAUACUGCC
Messenger RNA from Pocillopora meandrina, 1473 nucleotides. The record is from the annotation of a GenBank genome assembly. NCBI's taxonomy places the organism in Eukaryota, Metazoa, Cnidaria, Anthozoa, Scleractinia, Pocilloporidae.